AUGCCUACCCUCAGCGACGCCCAUCAGCUGCUCCAGCUUGCUGACCUCACCCGCGAUAGUGUUCACCGCAUCAUUGCGGAGUGGGCAAAGCUCCCUGCCGCUUCCCCCAGCAAACAGGGCGGCCCAGUAGACGAUGGUGAAGCCAAUCUGCCCAGCCGCGAGCUCUUCGAAGCGCAACGCACCCUUGUCGCCACGACGGGAAAACUGGUCGAGCUGAUCUCGGACCCCAGCAGUCGACUCCUGGAGGUGUCGUCGCAGUAUAACGAAUCCAGAUGCUUGCAUAUUGCUGCUGUACUCCGGAUUCCGGAUCUGUUGGCGGAGAACGGAGAUAAAGGCAUGUCAAUGGAGCGCAUCGCUGAGAAGGUGGGAAUCGAGACGAGAAAGCUCGGGCGUAUCAUGCGAUGUCUUUGCUCGAUUCACAUCUUCCGCGAGACAGACGAUGGGGUCUUUGCGAACAACGUCAUCUCAGCCGGUUUAGUUGAUAAUGAGCCAUUGAGGGCUUAUAUUGCAAUGUUUGGGUGGGAUCUUUACAGCGCAUCGGACGCUCUUCCACGUGCUCUCCUGGACUCCGAGAUCGGGUCCUCAUACUCGGUCAAGGAAACGGCUUGGCAAAAAGCCGUCGGGACAACCAAGGAGCGGUGGAACUGGCUCGAAGAGGGCGUGACAGCUACAGAGCUCAAAGAUGGCAGAUCUGGGGCUUAUCCAGGGCCAUUUGGCCCCGACGUCACGGCCGCCCUCCAGGGUACGAGCGGAGAGGAAUCAAUCCGUCGACCCGAGCUCGAUAUAUUUGGUCUCGCCAUGCUUGGCGGUGGGCGUGUAUUCGGAGUUGCACAUUUGUUUGACUUCCCCUGGGCAUCAUUGGGCAAAGCGCAAGUUGUCGAUGUGGGCGGCGGAGUCGGUGGAUUUUGCCUCCAGUUGUCCAAGAUUUACCCAGACCUCAGCUUUAUCGUGCAGGACCGCGCGCCUGUGCUCGCUCAAGCCCAGCGCGAGAUCUGGCCGCGCGAGAACCCUCAAGCGCUCAACAAUGGCCGGGUCAAAUUUCUCGAGCAUAACUUCUUCGAUCCCAACCCCGUUGUUGGUGCUGAUAUCUACUGGCUGCGGUAUAUUUUGCACGAUUGGUCGGAUGACUACUGCAUCCAGAUCCUCUCGGCCAUCAAAGAAGCUAUGAAACCUGGGUCCCGGGUCCUCAUCUGCGACCAGGUCAUGAACACCACGGCUGGGUUUGCAGAGCGAAUUGCACCGGCGCCAGACCCGCUCCCGGCCAAUUACGGCUAUUUCACCCGAUACAGCCACCAGCGGGACAUUGCCAUGAUGAGCAUCAUCAAUGGCAUUGAGAGAACGCCAGCGGAAUUUCAGGAUAUUAUCGAACGGUCAGGGCUGGUGAUGAGUCGGAUCUAUGAUUGCCGAAGUCAGGUUUCGUUAGUGGAGUGCGUUUUGCCUGACGGGACGCAGACCGCGCCGAAUGGUUAUCACUAG
Molecule: messenger RNA, 1476 nt
Organism: Aspergillus pseudoviridinutans
Lineage: Eukaryota; Fungi; Ascomycota; Eurotiomycetes; Eurotiales; Aspergillaceae
Exons: 6
Coding region: 1-1476 (491 amino acids)
Molecular function (GO): O-methyltransferase activity
Source: RefSeq, a predicted model, not a curated record